AUGAAUGGACGGUCUUUGAUUGGCGCCGCUGGUGACGCCCCUCCUGGUCCUCUUUGGAGGGACCCUUUUGGAAAAAAAGCUGGUGAGGCAGAACGCAGAGGCUUCCCCUGGCUAAGCUUGGCCCUGGCCCAUGGGCCACAAGAACAGGAGCCAGAGGAAGAGCUAUCCAUGGAGGACAGCCCCACUGUGGUUAAACUGGACCAGGGUGGAAAUCAGGGUCCACCAGUUCGCAAGAGAAGAUGCCUCCCCAAGGCACUUGGCUACAUAACUGGUGAUAUGAAAGAAUUUGCCAACUGGCUUAAAGACAAACCCCAGGCGCUCCAGUUCGUCGACUGGGUCCUUCGGGGCAUAUCCCAAGUGGUGUUUGUCAGCAACCCCAUCAGCGGAAUCCUGAUUCUGGUGGGACUCCUGGUCCAGAACCCCUGGUGGGCACUCAGUGGCUGUGUGGGAACUGUGGUCUCCACCCUGACAGCCCUGUUACUCGGUCAGGACAGGUCCGCCAUUGCAGCAGGCCUCCAGGGCUACAAUGCCACCUUGGUGGGAAUCCUCAUGGCUGUCUUUUCAGACAAGGGAAACUAUUUCUGGUGGCUAUUAUUCCCUGUAUCUGCUAUGUCCAUGACUUGUCCAAUUUUCUCAAGUGCGUUGAACUCCGUGUUCUGCAAAUGGGACCUCCCUGUCUUCACUCUGCCCUUCAACAUGGCAUUGUCAAUGUACCUUUCUGCCACGGGACAUUACAAUCCAUUUUUCCCAAGCAAAUUGUUCACACCUGUAACCUCAGUUCCCAAUGUCACCUGGUCUGACCUCAGUGCCCUGCAAUUACUGAAGUCCCUGCCUGUGGGUGUUGGUCAGAUAUAUGGCUGUGAUAAUCCGUGGACAGGGGGCAUCUUCCUAGCUGCCAUCUUCCUCUCCUCCCCACUCAUGUGCCUACAUGCUGCGAUCGGGUCGUUGCUGGGGAUGGCAGCAGGACUCAGUCUUUCAGCUCCAUUUGAGAACAUCUAUGUUGGACUCUGGGGUUUCAACAGCUCUCUAACCUGCAUUGCAAUUGGAGGAAUGUUCAUGGCCCUCACCUGGCAAGCCCACCUCCUGGCUCUUGCCUGCGCCCUGUUCACUGCCUACGUUGGAGCCAGCAUGUCCAACCUGAUGGCUGUGGUCGGAUUGCCAUCUUGUACCUGGCCCUUCUGUUUGGCGACACUACUGUUCCUUCUGCUGACCACGAAAAACCCCAACAUCUAUAAGAUGCCCCUCAGUAAAGUCACUUAUCCUGAAGAAAACCGCAUGUUCUACCUACAAGCCAAGAAAAGGAUGGUUGAAAGCCCUUUGUAA
Molecule: messenger RNA, 1323 nt
Organism: Lipotes vexillifer (Yangtze River dolphin)
Lineage: Eukaryota; Metazoa; Chordata; Mammalia; Artiodactyla; Lipotidae
Gene: SLC14A1
Product: solute carrier family 14 member 1 (Kidd blood group)
Exons: 10
Coding region: 1-1323 (440 amino acids)
Biological process (GO): urea transmembrane transport
Cellular component (GO): membrane
Molecular function (GO): urea transmembrane transporter activity
Source: RefSeq, a predicted model, not a curated record